Macrosiphum euphorbiae (potato aphid) is the source of this 867-nucleotide messenger RNA. The record is from the annotation of a GenBank genome assembly. Lineage: Eukaryota; Metazoa; Arthropoda; Insecta; Hemiptera; Aphididae.
AUGUCGGUUGAAAAAGACAUAAUUAAAAUACAAAACAAGCUACAAAGCAUGUCCGACGAAAAUGCUGACCAAACCCAAGCCCUUGAUUUACUGAAAGCUCUCAAAGACCUUCCGAUCACACUGGACAUACUUACUAAGACUCGUGUAGGAAUGACUGUCAAUUCAUUCCGAAAAAGCUGCAAAGAUGAAGAAGUAAUUACAUUUUCGAAAGCAUUGAUUAAAAAUUGGAAAAAACUAUUAAGUGGAGACAAGUCUGUACCUCAAGAGCCGAAGAAAGAUAAAAAAGAGCGUAAAAAGUCCGAGGAAAGAGAACAAAAAAUAGAUGCUAAGAAAGAUACUCCAAAACCAGUCGUAUUUCCAACACCAUCAACAACAGAUGCAAUUCGUCUUAAAUGUCGCGAUUUACUAAUCACCGCAUUGAAAACUGAAGAUGAAUUUGGUGGUUGUGCUUCAAUCGAAGAACUUGCUGAUGAACUAGAAGAUGCCAUUUACUCCGAGUUUAAAAACACUGAUGCUCGGUACAAAAACAGAGUAAGAAGUAGAUACUCAAAUCUAAGAGAUGCUAAAAACCCACAACUAAGAAGCAAUUUCAUUGCUGGCGCUAUUACUCCUGCUCAAUUAGCUAAAAUGACUGCUGAAGAGAUGGCCAGCAACGAAAUGAAAACAUUGAGAAAUAGACUCAUUAAAGAAUCUAUAGAUGAUGCUCAAUUGGCUACUGUACAGGGAACUUCAACUGAUUUAUUGAAAUGUGGUAAAUGUAAGAAACGAAAUUGUACGUACAACCAAAUCCAAACAAGAAGUGCUGAUGAACCAAUGACAACCUUUGUUAUGUGCAAUGAAUGUGGUAACAGAUGGAAAUUUUGUUAG